This is a messenger RNA of Drosophila montana, 1554 nucleotides long. Its product is annotated as probable chitinase 10. Gene Ontology annotation, cellular component: extracellular region. Gene Ontology annotation, biological process: chitin catabolic process; carbohydrate metabolic process. Bases 95 to 1492 code for a protein of 465 amino acids. Gene Ontology annotation, molecular function: chitinase activity; chitin binding. The record is from RefSeq and is a predicted model, not a curated record. Lineage: Eukaryota; Metazoa; Arthropoda; Insecta; Diptera; Drosophilidae. The transcript has 4 exons.
UUAGUUUCGCUAAAAUAUUUCAAAAGUACUAACACAAUACUCACAAUAGAAACGAAUAUUAAAUUCAAAGUAUUCUCAAUCUUUGAUCGGCAUAAUGAAAGUCCUAUUUGUAGUUUUUCUUAUAGUUGAUUCGAUGCUCUUUACCCUCGCUUCGGACACAAAAUAUUCGAUAUUCUGUCACUGGAAUACUGAGGCCUACGAGCGCAAGAAAACUAGUUUUUUUGAUUCAUGGAGCAUUAAUGUACGCCUUUGUACGCAUUUAGUAUUCGGGUCAGUUGCACGCUUAGAUCCGAUGGGAUCGGGCGCCUUGAAGAUUAUCAAUCAAAAGUUUCUCGACAAUCGGAAGGAAAUCGUAAACGUGAGGCGUGAUAGCUGUAAACAAAUCAUUUCUGUUGGCGGCAUGAAAGAUGACGCGAAAAGGUUCUCCAAGAUGGCAGCGAGCAUGGCCAAACGCGAUCAGUUUUAUAAAUCACUCAUUAAUUUCCUCUUCAAAUGGAACUGUAGUGGCGUCCUCUUAGAUUGGCAGAAUCCGACUUCUGAGGAUCGUGACAAUUUUGUGCACCUGUUAAAAGAGCUAAAGAUUAUUCUUAAAGAAUAUCACUUUCUCCUGUUGGUUGCCGUUUCUGCCCGGCUGGGUGAAGCUACUCCCCGGUCUUAUGACUUUCCUAAAAUGGCGAAGCACGCAGACUUUAUUAUCCUUAAUACCUAUGACCAUCAGAAUCCCUACGGUCCCAAGGUUGAAUACAUCUCGCCGCUCUACGGCAACGGCAGCAGAAGUGUGGAGCGAGAUGUCCGGUACUGGGUCGAGCAGAGCAAAAUCUCGAAAAAGCUAAUCCUUGGCAUUCCACUAUUCGCGCAAACCUUCACUCUGGAAAACGCAAGCAAUACGGUUGUGGGUGCGCCCAGCAAGGGUCCUGGUAGGCAGCACGUUUAUUCUAGCCGGGCGGGAUUCAUGACGUUUGCUGAAUUCUGCGCGGAAACAGCCAAGUGGGAAAUUAAAUAUGACAAGCAGGCGCAGGUGCCAUAUGCUUAUAAGUAUGACCAAUGGAUCACCUUCGAGAAUGGCCGCAGUAUAAGCGCAAAGAUGCACCUAGUUAAGGAACAACGGCUGGGUGGCGCGAUGGUGUGGUCCAUCGAUGCGGACGAUAUCGAAGGUAUAUGCGGGGAAAGCUACGGACUGCUCAAGGUUGUCGUAUCAACCAUAGGGAGCCCUAAUAUAUUAACUACCGCAGCGCCCAGUACUGACGGUGUCGGCCUCUGCCCAAAGGAUGGGUUAUUCCGCAACAAAUGGAAUUGUCAGGCAUAUUAUGAGUGUAAAUAUGCCAGGCGCACUGACUACGAGUGCUCAGUAGGAGAGUUCUUCGACGAGGAACUUGGUCAGUGCAAGCCAUCUGCAGGGGUAAAAUGCAAUCAGGAUUUUGUCAAUUGGCGCCCAGGCGAAGAUGGCUACAACUCUGACAACUUGCCCCCAAAUCUGAGGGUAGUCGUAUAAAUCGCUUUAAGAAGAUUUACACACAUUGUACAAAUAAAUCCAUUCGGUUGUGUACUUUAAAA